Messenger RNA from Salvia hispanica, 1076 nucleotides. Its product is annotated as B3 domain-containing protein REM10-like. Gene Ontology annotation, molecular function: DNA binding. The record is from RefSeq and is a predicted model, not a curated record. Lineage: Eukaryota; Viridiplantae; Streptophyta; Magnoliopsida; Lamiales; Lamiaceae.
GUGUUUGGGCUAAUCACAUCAUAUCGCAUGCACAGUCAUAAUUGUUGAUUUUAGUUUUUAAAUAGGCCAUCCUUUCCCACUAUAUUCAUCCAGCAAAUAAACUGACAUAGCAAGGCGAAUAGGUAGUAUGGGUGAUAAUGGUGCCAUCGAUUACCUUAGGCUUCCAUCUUUCAUGAAGAAGUUCUCGGAAGACACUAGCUUGAAUGAGUUGCGCCUUCCACCGGAAUUUGUGGCUCUUCAUGGAGCGAAUAUCCCUUUCGACUGUCGCCUCGUGAUGCCGCGGGGAAGGAGUUGGCCUGUUCGUCUGCUGAAGAUAGCGAGUGGGUGUCACUUCCACGCUGGCUGGUCAGACUUUCGGAUCAUUCACAACAUUGUGCACGACGAUUUCCUUACCUUCACUAUGGUCGACGAUGGUAUAUUCCAUGUCAAAAGGUAUAACCCGCGGACCGGCUGCCCUCCAAUUGGGGAUGUUCAAGCCAUUGUACCCGGUGAGUCCGAUCACAGUGACGUCCCAGAUGUUGAUACGUCGGACGACUAUGUGCCAUCUGGAACAGAGGGUGACUCCUCGGAUGACGAUGACUAUGCUCCCGACCAGGGGGUUGUAGAUGACGAUGGCUGCCCGAUGUUCACCGUUACGCUUGAUCCGUCGAACAUCAACCGCACGUUAGAGAUUCCAUUCGCCUUUUGGAGGCAGCACAUUCGCAUGAUUGCCCUGAAUGACCCUGUUUACUUUAAUGUGAACGGAGACAAUUGGUACAUUGUGCUCGACCACAAUGAUUCUAAAAUUUGGGUGAAACGCGGGUGGAGAAGGUUCAAAUAUGGUAACAAUUUGGUCGUAGGUGUUCGCUGCCAUUUCAAACUAAUUGACCGGAAUGACGUCCAGUUUUAUGUGUGGUUUGAUCGCCCGUAGGUUGGCAGAUUGUCGGUGGUCUUUGACGAUAUUGUGUUGCUUAUUAUGUAGCUUGUUGUGGGGUGAUUAUAGUUCACCAAAUUUUCUCUUUCGGAUUGUUAGAAUUGCUAUGGUAGUUUGCUAUGUAUGGGAGUCUGUAUGUGACGGUUUUACACAAUUAAUCUCA